UGGCCGAAACACAAUUUGUAGUUACUAAAACCCCCUUGAGUUAAUUCCAUAAAAUUAUAGCACAAAUGGGUGCAAUGAGGGGCGUUAGCAUUGUGGCUUUUCUAGUAAUUGGCGUGUGGGUGAUUGCUUCAGAAAGCGGUCGUGUGGCCAGGAAGGACUUGGGCGUCGACCUUGGAGGGGUUGGCAUCGGCGUCGGAACGGGAGUCGGCUUGGGCGGUGCCAGUGGCUCGGGAGCCGGAGCUGGCUCUGGCUCUGGAUCUUCUUCCUCAUCACACUCCUCCUCCUCCUCCUCCUCAGGCUCCGGCGGGUCCGGGUCCGGGUCCAGCGCAGGGUCCGAUGCUGGUUCCUACGCUGGCUCUCGGGGAGGCUCGGGGUCUGGUGGAAGUGGGAACGGCGGUGGAUCCGGGGGCGGAUACGGCCAGGGUCAUGGUUCUGGCGGUGGCGGCGGCGGCGGAAACUAGCAUCUCAAGCCAUUUCAUAAUAGAAUUGGAUGAGGAUGAAUAAAGCCUAGAUGAUGAUGAAGAUGAAUCCUCAUUCCUUGCUUUCAUCUAGUUUGAAUGGGAUCUGUUUGUCUAAGGGAUUAGGAAUAUAUAUAAAAUAAAUAUUACGAGUAUUCAAUAAAACGUUGCUGCCAAAUCUGUCGCUCAUCUUUGAGAUAAAAA
Messenger RNA from Momordica charantia (bitter melon), 662 nucleotides. RefSeq lists its product as uncharacterized. The record is from RefSeq and is a predicted model, not a curated record. Lineage: Eukaryota; Viridiplantae; Streptophyta; Magnoliopsida; Cucurbitales; Cucurbitaceae.